Messenger RNA from Haplochromis burtoni (Burton's mouthbrooder), 6347 nucleotides. RefSeq names its product contactin-associated protein-like 4. The record is from RefSeq and is a predicted model, not a curated record. The coding region runs from base 303 to 4244 and encodes 1313 amino acids. The transcript is spliced from 24 exons. Lineage: Eukaryota; Metazoa; Chordata; Actinopteri; Cichliformes; Cichlidae.
CUUACAGUGGGUAGCUAAACAUAAAUGACAAUGACUAUUUUAGCAUGGUGAUAUUAGCAUAUAGCUAAAAAAAACAACAACAACCUGAGAACAAUUAUCUUUGACUGAAACAUCCAGAAAUAUUUAAGUUCUGAUAAACUAGACGGGACUGCACAACACACUUCAGCCACCUCUCUCCCUCUCUUAUUUUCUCUCUGCCCCGUCCUCCUCCUCCUCGCUUGCCUCGCGCUUGAGGAGAUCUCUCUUGUAGCUGGAGAGGAGAGGUCGACCGUCUCUCCUCUGCAGCCUCCUGCCGCUUCAUCAUGGAUCUGGGGACUAAAAGAGUCGCUUGGAUUAUCGCUCACGUCGCCCUGCUUCUCUCCAUCUCUUACGGGACAACCGGAGAAGAGGUGUGUGACAGACCACUGGUCUCCAGCCUGCCUCCAUCAUCCUUCAGGAGCUCUUCACAGCUGUCCACCAGCCAUGCGCCAGGCUUUGCCAAACUCAACAGAAGAGACGGAGCUGGAGGUUGGUCACCUAUUAUUUCAGACCGAUAUCAGUGGCUCGAGGUUGACUUGGGUGAGCGGACCAAGAUCACAGCUGUCGCCACACAGGGCCGGUAUGGCAGCUCUGAUUGGCUAACGUCUUACCUGCUGAUGUUCAGUGACACGGGGCACAACUGGAGGCAGUACAGACAGGAGGACAGUAUUGGGUCUUUUCCAGGUAACAGUAACGCAGACAGUGUGGUCCACUACAAGCUGCAGCAGCCGGCGAUCGCCCGCUUUAUCCGUCUCAUUCCUCUGGACUGGAAUCCAAACGGUCGGAUUGGACUCCGGCUGGAGACCUAUGGAUGUCCUUACACCUCUGAUGUGGUUAGCUUUGAUGGUGGCAGCAGCGGUCUGUUGUACUGGUUGACUUCUGGGCUUAAGCGGACAUCCAGAGAUGUUGUCACUCUGAAGUUUAAAGCCCUGAGGAAUUCUGGGACACUGCUGCAGGCAGAGGGACAGGAAGGACUCAGCCUCAGUCUGGAGUUAGAGAGAGGAAAGCUACUACUGCUGCUGAGACAAGGCAGGACUUCAUCCACUGAACCCCAGCGCCUUGUUUCCCUUGGCAGCCUGUUGGAUGAUCAGCACUGGCAUCAUGUAGCAGUGGAGCGGCGUGGCUCUCACCUAAACCUCACUGUGGACAAACACACAGAGAGGGUUCAAAUCCCUGCAGACUUCAGCCACUGGAGCAUUGAACAGCUGAGUUUGGGGGCAGUUCAGAGUGAAGUCUCUCAGAAACCAGUAACCUCCAAGAAGAACUUCAACGGGUGCCUGGAAAAUCUGCUGUAUAAUGGCCACAACCUGAUAGAACUAGCUAAAAACAAAAAACAACAAGUUACUAUUUCGGGCAAUGUCACCUUUUCGUGUGCUGAGCCAGUUUCUGUUGCGGUGACGUUCACUGGGCCUGAGAGCUUCCUUCAGUUACCGGGGACUACAAUGUCUUCAUCAGGGGGCGUAUCUAUAGGCUUUCAGUUCAGGACUUGGAAUAAGAAGGGGCUUCUGCUUAGUUUUGAACUCCCUCAACAAGGAGGCGUGGCCUGGUUGUACCUGAGUGAGGCCAGACUCCAACUACAGAUCCAUAAAAGCGGCAGGGCGCUGCUGGAGCUCAGUGCAGGUGCUUCUCUGAAUGACGGUCAGUGGCAUUCAGUGGAGCUGAAUUCCAGACAAGGUCGUCUAACCAUCACAGUGGAUAAAGAGGAAAGAGACAGCUCUCAAGCCAGCCCAUCGUUUCCUGUCACUGUAGAAAGUCACCUCUUCUUCGGCGGUUGUCCUGUUGAAGAUGGCAGUCAGAAGUGCAGAAACCUGUUUAGUGUCUUCCAGGGCUGCAUGCGUUUGUUUACUGUGGACAAUCAAAACCUGGACCUGAUUAAGGUGCAGGAAAAGCAACUUGGAAACUACAGCAACCUGCAGAUUGACAUUUGUGGAAUCAUUGACAGGUGUUCUCCCAGUCCUUGUGAACACGGCGGUCCCUGCAGUCAGUCCUGGACUGUCUUUCACUGCAACUGCUCUGACAGUGGCUACAGUGGAGCGACCUGCCACAGCUCUGUGUAUGAACAGUCCUGUGAGGCAUACAAACACAAUGGCAACACAUCGGGACAUUUUUAUAUCGACGUGGACGGCAGCGGACCAAUCAAACCGCAGCUGGUCUACUGCAACAUGACAGAGGAGAACACAUGGAUGGUGAUCCAGCACAACAACACAGAACUGACCAGACUCCGACCAUUUACAGGCGUAAACCAGUAUUCAAUCCACUUUGACUACUCGUCUGAGGAAGAGCAGCUGUUGGCCGUUAUUAAGCAGUCGGAGCACUGUGAACAGGAACUGUCUUAUCACUGCAAAAUGUCCCGUCUCCUCAACACCCCAGAGGGCUCUCCACUCAGCUGGUGGUUCGGCGGACCGGGUGCAGGUCGAGUUCAGACUUAUUGGGGUGGAGCUCAACCGGGCAGCCAGCAGUGUGCCUGCGGUCUGGAGGGCGACUGUGUCGAUCUACAACACUACUGCAACUGUGAUGCUGACCGCAUGGAGUGGACUGAAGACUCAGGCCUGCUCACCCAUAAGGAGAGCCUACCUGUCAGGUCUCUGGUGUUGGGUGACAUACAGAGGCCAGGAUCAGAGGCUGUGUACAGGGUGGGACCACUGCAGUGUCACGGCGAUCGGAAUUUUUGGAAUGCUGCGUUUUUCGACAAGGAGACAUCGUACCUCCACUUUCCUACUUUCCACGGAGAGCUGAGCGCAGAUAUCUCCUUCCUGUUUAAAACCAUGGCCUCCUCCGGUGUAUUUCUGGAAAACCUGGGCAUCAAAGACUUCAUCCGGAUUGAACUGAGCUCCUCCACUCAGGUGGUUUUCUCCUUUGAUGUUGGUAACGGCCCGUUGGAGGUUCGUGUCGAGUCGAGCUUCCCACUGAAUGACAACCGGUGGCAUCGAGUCCGAGCCGAGCGGAACGUCAAGGAAGCGUCGCUUCGACUGGAUGAACUUCCUGUCGCCACACAGGAGGCGCCAGCUGACGGACACUUCCACCUGCAGCUCAACAGCCAGCUGUUCAUAGGAGGGACAGCAUCCAGGCAGAAGGGCUUCCGCGGCUGUAUCCGCUCUCUGCAGCUGAACGGCGUCACUCUGGACCUGGAGGAGAGGGCGAAGAUAACACCAGGCGUUCAACCCGGCUGCCCGGGUCACUGCAGCAGCUACGGCUCGCUCUGCCAGAACCAUGGCCGCUGUGUGGAGAGAGCUAAUGGCUUCCACUGUGACUGUAACCUGUCAGCGUACACCGGAGUCUUCUGCCAAACAGAGGUGUCAGCCAGCUUCAAGUCAGGAACAUCUGUCAGCUACACCUUCAAGGAGCCCUACGAGAUGAGCAGGAACAGCAGCGCUCUGCCAUCCUCCAUCUACUCUGACAUGACGCUCAGAGGAGAAAACGUCUCCCUGAGCUUCAGGACGAACCAGAGUCCAGCUCUGCUGCUCUACAUCAGCUCCUACUACAGAGAAUACCUGGCUGUGCUCAUCAAUAAACAUGAUAAGCUGGAGGUGAGAUACAAGCUGGACAGCAGCAGAGACACCGAAGUGCUGAGGAGCAAAGUGAGGAGCCUCGCCAACGGACAGCUGCACACCGUCUCCAUCAGGAGGCUGACAGACUCUGUGUCUGUGCAGAUUGACCAAAAUUCCAGAGAAGACUUCAACCUGACAUCUGACGGGGAAUUUAAUGCAAUCAAGUCGCUGGUGUUGGGCAGAGUGCACGAGUCUGAUGACCUGGAUGCAGACCUAUCCAGGUUGGCUUCCCUCGGUUUUACAGGCUGCCUGUCAGUUGUCCACUUUAACACCAUCAGCCCUCUGAAAGAAGCUCUGCUCCGCCCCAACUCCAGCCCCGUCAUCAUCACUGGACCUUUAGCUCAGUCCAACUGCGGCUCCGCAGCUUCUGCCAAUUCCUAUUCAGCUGAGAACACACACCACCUGUCAGACCAGUCUGGUUCAGUGGGUUCAGGUGUACCCUUAGUCAAUUCCAUCAGGAUUGACUCAGCCCUAAUUGGAGGUGUCAUUGCAGUAGUCAUCUUUGUGAUUGUGACUGCACUGGCGAUAACGGCCAGAUUCCUCUACCGGAGGAAGGAUACAUAUCGUAACAAGGAAGUGAAGGGAGUCAAACAGGAGGACAGCCAAGACUUUCCUUUUAACAACCAGGCUGACUCCCAGAAUCUCUCCACUGAAAACCCAAAGGAGUAUUUCAUUUAACUGGAGGCCCGAUGACCUGAUGCACUGCUGGGCUUUUGGACCCGAAGCUGCAGACAGACGCAUCUUGACACGCCUUGGGACUUUGCAGUGCACUCGAGAGCCACUCAGACACUUCUAUGACAGAAGUGGCUCUGCAGCAUGUGAAAAGCAAAGAAGAACAAUUUUCACAGUGUUGUCUUUCUGUUGCUUAAUGUAAAAUGUGAAUACACUGAUGCAACAGCGUUGGACUUUAAGGGUGUUGAUAUACUUGUUCAAGCAACUGUAAAUAUUCAGCAAUGUGAAACACUGAAUAAUGUCUUUGUAACAAUCUGGCUAAUGUUGAAAUGUUGGAAAUCAUGGAGGUAACAGUAUUUUUAUUGUGCAUGGGCAGGGAGAGUGUGAAGCUGUCUUCUGUUUGGAUUUCACCUGGAGAAAGAUGGGGAUAAACUCCAAACUGCCUGCGAGACAUUUGCCUGCAAUUCAAAUGAUCCAACAAAAGCUAUCCAUGGAUAUUUUAUAUUUACCUUUUUCAUGUUUCCAGCUAUUCUUCCCAGUAACUGGCUGUUUUUAACCCCUUCUCGAGUUUUCAUUAACGUUUGUGAGGUCAGUGGUCUAAAUAUACAGUAUAUGCGAAUUACAUCCGUAGAAAUUAUUCCUCAUCACACAAACACAUUCCAAAGUUAUGAGUUUGAUCACUGUUGAUGGAAAAUGUGUAUCCUGACAAUAAGAAAGCAAUGUUACCACAAAGGUUGUUAUUGUCUUAGUGAUUCAGGUGAUGGGCCGUUGUAGGUUUUUUCACUCACUGUUCAGCCAUUAGGCCCAAAGCUUUGUGUUCAAGCUAACCACUCAAAGCAUCAUCUUUGGUGUCAGUAGACAGCUGUAUUCACAAAAAAAGGCCCACUGUGGUACCGGUGUUCUGACAAAACAUCCUACUUUGUCAAGACAUCCUACUGUAACGUAAAUUAUAGUCAUGUCUAUCAGUCUGUGCUACCUUAUCAGAAUAUGCUAUCUUACGUGGUUUAUACCUCCAUCGUACAUAGGACGGUAGGACGUUCUGAUGGCCAAAUCACACUGCUGUUAUUUAUUUAGGUAGGACAAGGUUUAAGCUGUACGCCAGUUUACAGAAGUUUAGAAGUACUGAAUCAAGACUUGAAAUAUGACUUUAAUUGCGACUUCAAAUUGGAGUAUUUUUUCACAAAAAAACAAAACGCAUGUUAGCUUGAAAAGUUAACAAAUUGACAACAGCUUAAGGAAAACAAGUAUCCAUUGUAAUAAAGAAGUUAAAUAUAUAAUACUAACCUUUUUUCACAUGCAUGAGAUCAGGGUAGGAUCAAAGAAUAGGCGUGUAGUAUUAACACCUAAAAUAUGGCCGUUUGUGCGCAUGCGCAGUAACAACAAGUAGAACAGCUUGAUAGGUAGGGUGUUUUGCCAGGACACCGGCUCAAACAUCAGGCUCCGUGUGUAAUGUAAUGGAGCAUUGAGCAGCAAAAGAGCCAAAUAUCUUUUUAUGAGACCAAACCAGAACUAAAAAGAUUUCCCAACUUGUUACACCGUCAGUACAGGAUGUGUACUACAGACGUGCCUGGUCACCAAUUUGCAAUUAUCAUUUAAGCAAGAGAUAAAAAUUGACUAGUUUGCUAGUCUAAAGAUUUCUUUAAUUACAUUGUGACACUGACUAUUUGCUAUGUUAUACAUGGCAGUGUGUCUGAUUAGUUUGCUGAGUUUUUCCAACUGUACGAUCAGUAGCUUUGAUUUUUUUCCACUCCAGUAUUCACAUCUUGGUACAGAAUAUGGUUCUAAUUAAUUCUGAGAAAUAUGAAGGUCCAAAACACAGCCACUCUUUUUAUUAUAUUAUAUUUUUUAAAUCUUUUGUUCAGCAAAACAGUCAUGGUUUGUAUGGCUGUCAUCUAUUGGCUGUCUCGUUUGUUUAUUUAUAAGGCCAUUCACCGAAAGAGAGAGACAGAUAGGGGAGCAGCCGUGUGUCAGGGCUGCAGUCCUGGGAUGUGGUUGGUUAUAUAACCAGAGCUGGAAUGAAGAACUCUCAAUACAGUAGCUAAAGUACAGUAGUACAUUUUUCUCUGGGAAAGGCUGUGCACAAUGGUAUCCAAAAUGUGUUUUUUUUUU